AUGAGUCCUAACCGACUGCCCGUUCUUUUCAAUCAUGCUUUCUUUCAUUGGCAAGUCUGUGCGGUUUUUCUAAUGGCGGCGAACUUCACCAUAGCACAAAUAUUGCAACUCCCAGACUGCGCAGUUCAAAGCGACCCUGACGGAGCUCCCACUUCAAGUUCAACCACUACUUACCUGGACUUCGCUGCCAACUCAGCAAAUAUUCAAACGGACCAAACGUAUUGCGUCAACUUUCUCCCAAAUUUCGAAUUUAUCCGGAACCUACUAUUUCAGGUUACCGGGAACAGCGUCACUGGAAGUAGGAAAGAACCGUUGUUGGCUGGUGAGAUACGCCUUACUGGUGGGACAGAAACGCAGCGCUGCUCACAGGGUGCUUGCGGUACAGUUUGCGGAUCAUACCAGAAAGACCGCUCCGCAGACUCCUACAGCAAUAGUGGAGACGUUAGACGGAGGAGGGAAGACGAUCACAGUUCUCUUCAACCACUAAACUACACACAAGGUUGUGAGCAAUCGGUUGUCAUUUCGUCAAAUUCGAGCGUCCUUGUUGAGAACGGUAUGGAAUCCGGUAAGCUGUCAAUGCAACCUUAUAUCUGA
Messenger RNA from Dicrocoelium dendriticum, 594 nucleotides. NCBI's taxonomy places the organism in Eukaryota, Metazoa, Platyhelminthes, Trematoda, Plagiorchiida, Dicrocoeliidae. The record is from the annotation of a GenBank genome assembly.